UAUUUUACAGAAUUCAAAGCCUUUGAAUCCGCGGCGCAGUCUUUACAGAGCAGGUUUCUCUUGGGUUUUGUAACUGGUGAUACAGCAAGAACCCUAUCUUCUGAAUAUGGCCUCAGUCUUCCCUCGCUUUUGGUGUUCAAGCGAAAUGAUCCUUAUCAGCCAAUUAACGUCUUUGAUGCCAAGUUCACCAUCCAGUCCGUUGUUGAUUUUGUUCUUCGAUCAAACCUGCCGUCAUUUGGCGAGUUGACACCCUUUAACCUUCCAAUGUACUUAGCACACAAGAAGCCUCUUCUAAUCGUGUUCCGAGCUGAUAGCGAAGAGUCUGUCAUUACUCCGGUCAUGACGAAACUAGCGCGGAACAAAACUUUUCCUUCUGUGUUCCUUUGUUGGAUGCCCGUUUUUUCUAACAACGACGUGAACGCCGAGAUACUAAAAUCUUACACUGGAAACAGGAAUUCUCUUCCCGCAUUGGUUCUUGUAAACCACGACAAGGGCGCCGUUUAUCACUUCAAAGAGGAAGUAACUAAGCCUGCAGUGACAACCUGGGUUGAAGGCAUUCUCUCUGGAAAAGAGCAACCCACGGGACUUUUCGCAGAAGGAGAAUGGAAACCCCGUUUGGAGGGUUACGAUUUUCUGCGAAUGAUAGACGAAGAAGAAGAACAAAAAGAAAGAAAGAGGCUGAAAAUGCAGAAAAUAGAAGCUGCUCUUAAAAGAGGUAACAACGAGGAACCGUCGUGGCCCCCACAGGAAACUGAAAAGCUGGCCGAAGAGAAGAAAACUAACCGCCCAAGACGACCGGAAGUGAAGUUUAACACGCGUGAUGAACUCUAAAAAAGCAAUGCUACUAAAACAGAAAAAAGAUGUUUUAAAUUAUUUGAAGCUCGAGUUGUAGAGAACUUUAUCUUACAUUCAAGGAAGCAUGUAUCGCUCUACGGAAAUCUUUGCAUAAGUUCCACAGUUUUCGAUUGUGAGGCUUAACUUCGAGUGCGAGUGUCAGCGGUCACACGCAAAACUUCGCUGCCUCGUGCAGUUUUCAUAUCCAUGCAUUUUUCCAAAUUCUUUGAAGCGCAACGCUCAAGACAGUUGUACGAAAGUGUUGCAAAACUACACGCCAACAAACUAAACUUUCAGAGUUGACGUAUUUAUUUAAUUCUCUUGUUGUAUCAAGCGCACAGAGCUUAGGUUUAAGAAAAUGUCUUAAUUUUUGGCUUAGAAGUGGAAAAAUUAAUAAAAUUUGAGUUAAACAUUUACAUUAAGCAGAAGAUACGCAUGCGCCGCGCGUGUGUAACCGCUGUGAGGACUCCAUAUCGCUUACGAACCGCUCACGAAAACUGAGGGCUCAGAAUUUCGGCUUGAGGCGGGGGUACACAUGAAUUUAAGUGAAAUUUUAGGAAGUUUAAAGAGGGAUUAAAAGGA
This is a messenger RNA of Orbicella faveolata, 1416 nucleotides long. RefSeq names its product thioredoxin domain-containing protein 16-like. Lineage: Eukaryota; Metazoa; Cnidaria; Anthozoa; Scleractinia; Merulinidae. The record is from RefSeq and is a predicted model, not a curated record.